AUGGAUCAGGACUUGUUACAUUGGUCGCUCAGAAAGCACCGCCCUUCCUUGCCCAGACUAGCUGCCGCCUUCCUCGCCGCAACAUCCGUUCCCACACGAAAACCCACCUCAAUUCCCCGCCUCUGCAGACAAACGCCAACUUGUCUCGCCGCCGAUGCGACAAGGCGCCGUAUUCUGCAGCUAGCAUCCGUUGCGCUGGCUACCACCGUUCUCCCGACGCCUGCACGAUCUGAGAGCACAUAUGAGAAAAAAGUCCGCAAAAAUGUAGCGAGGGUAUCUUUGGGUCGCGCCAAAGCACAGGAUCUCAAGAUUGUCGCAUCCAGCUGGAAGGAAGAUAUGAGCGAGGACGACCAGCUGUAUGUGCUCCGCUUCAUCCCAAUUUGGCUGGAGCCUGCUCGUCUCGCGAUGGCAGCGGUCGGCACGCAGGAGAAUGUUGAUAUAGGGGAUGCGGCUUUGCUAAAGAACAAAGCGGCUGAGUCGAUGGGCCAUUUGCUGGAACUACGUGCGGAGGCAAAGGGGAGGAAGAAAGCUGGGGUGCUCAGGGAACUUGACGAGUGGUUGGAAACGUUGGACGACUUUCUCAAGUUGCAAGGGGUUAGGCGUUUCGUGUUGUAAUUAUAAAUAGAUUCUCGCGAAUAACGUUUUCAACUCACCAUAGGUGGAUAAGGGGCAGAAAAUGGACAGACAUUCCAGCGAAAA
This is a messenger RNA of Chondrus crispus (carragheen), 699 nucleotides long. RefSeq lists its product as hypothetical. The coding region runs from base 1 to 615 and encodes 204 amino acids. The record is from RefSeq and is a predicted model, not a curated record. The transcript is spliced from 2 exons. Lineage: Eukaryota; Rhodophyta; Florideophyceae; Gigartinales; Gigartinaceae.